Molecule: messenger RNA, 1299 nt
Organism: Fusarium pseudograminearum CS3096
Lineage: Eukaryota; Fungi; Ascomycota; Sordariomycetes; Hypocreales; Nectriaceae
Exons: 1
Coding region: 1-1299 (432 amino acids)
Source: RefSeq, a predicted model, not a curated record
AUGGGUCUCAUCAACAUCAACACAGUAAUUGGCCUCCUCGCCGUCGGGGCCAAUGCUCUCCCCCAGAGCAUCCCAUCAGCUUCUGCCCCGGCGGCAGGAGCGGAAGCAUCUUACACCGCAAACCCAAACGUUGGCCCAGGAGGCAACAACUUCAAAGACUCAGCUCACUUCCGAGUCUAUGCAGGAUCUGCUGAAGCGACCGACAAAGCCCUUGAGAUGCUCGAAGGUGCAUUCGAAUGCUUCGUCGGAACACUCAAGUGGCGUUCUCCCGGACUCUCAUUCAACGACCAGACCGAUAGCGGCCCGCUGCACAAGACCAAUGUUUACACCGUCGGAACUUUAAGCGGAGGGGCCGCUGGUGUGAUGCACUCUGAUGCUGAUAGCGGAUCGGCUUGGCUGGAGGUUGUUAACGAGUAUCUCGCUGUUCCAGGUGUGACUGUUCACGAGUACGGUCACGGACUGCACUAUCAUCAAAAAACCUGGGUCGAUCAGACGAAUACUGGCGCUUGGUGGGAGACUCUCGCCAAUUGGGUAGCCGACACGUACAAAACAUCCGACAUAUGCGCCGGCGCACGAAAAGCCCAUAACCAAGAGGCUUAUCCCACCGAGAUUGAACUAAAGAAGCUCCUUGGUGACUCUCACCAGGUCAUCGUCGAUGGUACCCCAGAGUCUGGUAACUACUACCAAGCCUGGCCUUUUCUGGCGUACUUGACAAACAACCCCGACGACUUUGCAGGUCUAGGUCAAGAUACCGUUCGUCAGCUGCAGAUUCAGUAUGAGAAGGACAGCAACGAAACUCCUCUUCACACGCUGAGCCGCGUGUCUACGAAUGCCACAGUCGGUGAUAUCGUUGGUCGAUACUGGGCGCGCAUGGCUUACGUCGACAUCGGCCAUCCUUCCGCACAGGAAACUUUCUUCCAGCAACGCGCGGAGAUCAAGUUUUCCCACGUCGAGCCCUCUGGUGAUGGUUACAAGCCCACAGCUGACCGCGCCCCUCGAUACAUGGGUGCCAAUAUCAUUCCUCUUCAAGUGACUGGUACCCAAAUCGGAGUCAAGGUCGCUUCGGAGGGCGAGUUUGUCGCGACUGUUGCUGUGUACCGUAAAGGUGAGAAGACUUCUUAUACAACUCUUGUCAACGGUGCUGCAACAGUUGCUGUUCAGUCUGGGGAUGAAGUGAGUGUUGUUGUUGCGAACGCUCCAGCUAAGCCUAUCAUGUACAAUGGAUUCGAGUUGACUCCUGAGGUCUCUGAGGGACUUGAUUACACUCUUAGCCUUACGGGUGCUACUCCUCAGGUUUAG